Messenger RNA from Babjeviella inositovora NRRL Y-12698, 2307 nucleotides. RefSeq names its product Bta1p (gene BTA1). Gene Ontology annotation, molecular function: S-adenosylmethionine-dependent methyltransferase activity. The transcript has a single exon. NCBI's taxonomy places the organism in Eukaryota, Fungi, Ascomycota, Pichiomycetes, Serinales. Bases 1 to 2307 code for a protein of 768 amino acids. The record is from RefSeq and is a predicted model, not a curated record.
AUGGUCAGCUCUAUCAUCAGCUCGCUCGACCUCACGGAGUAUUUCCUCCCGUCUUCAGUAACCGCCGCGUCUAGCUACUUCCUCGCGGUGGUGCUUCUUUCAACCUUCUGCUACAUCAACCAAACGGCCAAAUCCGCGGCCAUUUUCGCGUACAAUUGCUUUAUCAAGCCGUUCACCAGGACCGAAUCCCCGGACCAACAGGAACAGUUAGAGCACUUCUACAAGUCGCAGGCCGGAGUCUAUGACAAAACCCGGAAGUUGCUUCUCAAGGGCCGUGAAAACGCCUUGAAGUUGGGUAUGUCACACCUCUUAUCCUCCCACCCAACCCAGAAAAAGCUUGUUUGGGUGGAUGUUGGUGGCGGAACCGGCUGGAACAUCGAGUACAUGAACUCCGUCCUCAGAACCACCAAACAAAACUUUGCCAAGAUCUACCUUGUGGACCUCUCUCCGUCACUAUGUGAGGUUGCCAGAAGCAGAUUGGCCCUGCAAGUGUCGCACGGGGUAGUGGAGGUUGUUUGUGGCGAUGCCUCUUCCUUCAACCUUGAGCUCGGGCUUGCGGAAAACUCCGUUGACUUCAUCACCUUCUCAUACUCUCUCUCUAUGAUUCCCACCUACUUCUCUGCCAUCGACCAUGUAAUCCCCUUGUUGAACAAGAACCAUGGAGUCGUGACCGUUGCUGAUUUCGGGGUCCAAUCCACCUCCACCUCCGUUGGCCGGAUCAACACCUUGGGUGGGUUGGUGGGCCGCAACAACAGCUGGGUCCCCCGCAAUUUCUGGCGUAUCUGGUUUGAGUUUGACAACGUCCACUUGGACUCUUCCCGUCGCAACUACUUAGAGUACAAGUUCGGAACCCUCAAGUCAAUCAACUCUGUCAACUCAACCUUGGGCAACAUCCCUUACUAUACGUGGGUCGGCUGCGACAAGCUCAAGUGUGCAAACUUGGUCAACAAGAUCAACGCCCACGUUACCGAGUCUCCCUAUUUGUUGCCAGCGGAGAUUGUCCAGCACCAUAUCCCCGUGUCCAAGGGCCACGAGGCGGUCGUGGACAACUUGAGCCGCGGCUUGCCGUUCCCGUCAAUGUACUACCAAAAGCAGGUCUGGAGAGUGUUCUACAACGAAUUGAACCCGUUGUUUGCACAGUUCAACAACCAGUACAUCUACGCCUUCACCUGGGAAGACCCCCGCGAGGACCACAAAAUUUUAAACAUCAACAACAAAGACUCGCUCUUGGCGAUUACUUCCGCCGGUGACAACUUGUUACACUACGCCUGCCUUCCGUCACCCCCAAGGCGUAUCCAUGGAGUGGACUUGAACCCGGCCCAGAACCACUUACUCGAGUUAAAGCUCGCUUGUUUCAAAUCGGGGUUGAAGCAGGACCAGAUCUGGAGCAUCUUUGGUGAAGGCAAGCUCGCGGACUUCCACGACGUUUUGUUGCAAAAGUUGGCCCCGUACCUCUCCUCAAACGCUUUGCAGUUUUGGGCCGACAAGGGCUCCGAUACCUUUGCCGUCAAUGGACACGGCUUGUACUACGACACCGGCUCGACCAGGUGGGCGUUAAAGCUCGCAAACUGGAUCUUUAUCAAGGCGGGGAUCACCAAGGAUGUGGAAAAGUUGUGUAAUUGCACCACCAUAGAGGAGCAGAAGCGAGUGUGGGAAACCAAGGUCAAGCCGGCAAUCUUUUCUCCGAUUGUGGGAAAGUUGAUUGUCGCCAAUUCUGUUUUUUUGUGGAAGGCCCUCGGAGUGCCUGCUAACCAAGCCAACAUGAUCAACGGCUCCAUCUUGGACUACAUUGUGGACACCUUGGAUCCUAUAGUUACUCGCUCGUUGAUCUCCACCGACAACUACUUCUACUACUUGUGUCUCAUGUCCCGUUAUGCUCGCGACAACUGUCCGGACUACUUGACCGAUGCCGGUUACAAGAAGUUGUCCGCCCUGGAGAACUCUCCCUUGGAGACCAUCAGAUUGCACACUGACACCUUGAACGAGGUCCUUGCGCGCGUCACUGCUGGCUCUUUCACCAUCAUCGUGAUCAUGGACCAUAUGGAUUGGUUCGACACCAACGGGUGGGAUGCCAGAGAGGAGGUGGAGUUGUUGUACCGUGCCUUGGCUGACGGUGGGCGUGUAAUGUUGCGUUCUGCCUCCACCCAUCCGUGGUACAUUGACGUGUUCGAAAAGAAUGGGUUCCACUGCGAGGCUGCGGCCGUCAGAUUGCCAGGUGAGUCAAUCGAUAGAUGUAACAUGUACACCUCCACCUGGGUCGCUACCAAGAUCAGCCACCAGAGAAAGAUGAGUAAGUUGACCAUCUAG